Cynara cardunculus var. scolymus (artichoke) is the source of this 1320-nucleotide messenger RNA. Its product is annotated as acyl-CoA-binding domain-containing protein 3-like. Gene Ontology annotation, biological process: fatty acid metabolic process. The coding region runs from base 110 to 1117 and encodes 335 amino acids. The transcript has 6 exons. Gene Ontology annotation, molecular function: fatty-acyl-CoA binding. The record is from RefSeq and is a predicted model, not a curated record. Lineage: Eukaryota; Viridiplantae; Streptophyta; Magnoliopsida; Asterales; Asteraceae.
UGAUCAUCUGACAAUCAAAUCUUUCAUCUUCUUCCUCAAGUUUCAUCUCUCCAUAUAAUUUUACUUCCAGCUUUCACUUUGAUUUUGGGGUUUGGUUCAAUCAACCGAGAUGUUACACCAGAUUUUCUUCACAGCAAUUGCAGCUGUUCUCUUCUUUAUCCUAAUUACAAAGAUCGCUUUUGCUGUUAUCAAUGGCGAUAAGUAUGAUAAUCAACGUACAACGGCUCAUGAUUUAAGUAAGGUUAUUGGAGAGGAAUUGAAUCCGAAGACGGAGAAAAGUAGUAGUAGCAAAAGAAAAGGUAAGAAGAAAGUUCGAUUUGCUGUUGAUCAUGAUGCGUUUAUGGUCAAUAAGGUCGUUGCAGGGCCAUCAGAAACGAAACAGGUUGUUUUCGAGAAGGAUCACGAUGAAGAGUUGAUAAGCUUAAAUGACGUCGGAUCUCCGGUGAAGUCGCCGGAAGAAGGGUUUGUCGGUGGUAUUGAGACUGAAAAUGCUGAUUAUGAUGGUGUGAUUGAUUACGAUCAGACCAAACAAGGCAAGAUUGAAUUGAUUUAUGAAGAAAAUGUAGCGAAUCACGAUGAUGAAGGUCUGAUUCGUUUGAAAUUAAUGUGUGAUGAUGGUAUUGAUGAAGAUCAGAAGGAGAAGGAAGGUCUGAUUUCUGAUGAAGAUGAUUCCGAUGAUUGGGAGGGGGUUGAAAGAAGUGAUUUAGAGAAGGUUUUUGCCAUGGCUGCAGAUUAUGGAAAGAUGGAUGAUAAUUUGGGGAAUUUAGCAAGUGAUAUUCAGAUGCAGCUGUACGGACUUCAUAAGGUUGCCACAGAAGGGCCUUGUUAUGAACCUCAGCCCAUGGCUUUAAAGGUUUUUGCCAGAGCUAAAUGGAAUGCAUGGCAGAAGCUUGGAAACAUGAAUCCAGAUGUGGCUAUGGAGCAAUAUGUCACUCUCCUUUCCGAGAAAGUUCCCGAAUGGUCUCAUUCUCGUUCUGUUGGAACCGAUGUAUCAAGCUCAAUAACGACCUCAAUUCUAGACACUUGUCAUAUAGAAAGGAAAAGAGAAAUAGAGUCAUGUUCUGAUGCUGGUGAUCCAAUUGGAGUUUCAGAUUCUAUGAAUGAGGAUAAACAAUGACUGGGUAAUUUCGCACUUAUGGUUGCUUCAGGAAAUGAAGGUUUAUCUUAUCAAACGCUGAAGAAGUGCUCUAUCUUGUCAUGUUCUGUUAUAUAUAGUCUGGACACUAAACACACCCUUAAUAAGUUCAUUCAUGAUGAAACUUCAAAUUCAUUUAUAUUCAUCAAUGAAUGUAUAUCAUAUUUGUCCAUAACUCAGUCUAU